Molecule: messenger RNA, 1327 nt
Organism: Alosa alosa (allis shad)
Lineage: Eukaryota; Metazoa; Chordata; Actinopteri; Clupeiformes; Clupeidae
Gene: shox
Product: short stature homeobox
Exons: 6
Coding region: 135-1040 (301 amino acids)
Biological process (GO): regulation of transcription by RNA polymerase II
Cellular component (GO): nucleus
Molecular function (GO): sequence-specific double-stranded DNA binding; DNA-binding transcription factor activity, RNA polymerase II-specific
Source: RefSeq, a predicted model, not a curated record
CAGCAGGAGUGAUCUAACCUUCUACACCCUGAUAUUGCCGUGUUCACAACCGAGUGAGCAAAUAAAAGAACAGACAUUCACCGCUAGCUGAUUUUAAAGUGGAUUUCUGUGAGCAGGACCACUGAAAGCCAGCCAUGGAAGAACUUACGGCGUUCGUCUCGAAAUCUUUCGAUCAAAAACCCAAGGAGAGCACCAAGGAGAGUAUUACGUACAGGGAAGUUUUGGAGAGUGGCUUGUCGAGAGCCAGGGAGCUGGGAAACUCGGAGACAAACCUCCAGGACAUUACUGAAACAAGCAACCACUGUCCGGUGCAUCUAUUCAAGGACCACGUAGAGCUUGAAAAAGAAAAACUGAAGGAGUUUAAUGUUACAAGGGCUUCAGAAGGGAUCUAUGAAUGCAAAGAGAAGAAAGAGGACGUCAAAUCCGAGGACGAGGACGCACAAGGCAAACUGAAGCAGAGACGGAGCAGGACGAAUUUUACGUUGGAGCAACUGAACGAGCUGGAGAGGCUAUUUGAUGAGACGCACUACCCGGACGCGUUCAUGAGAGAGGAGCUGAGCCAGAGACUCGGCCUGUCGGAGGCCCGUGUGCAGGUGUGGUUUCAAAACAGACGAGCCAAGUGUCGAAAACAAGAGAAUCAGAUGCACAAAGGCGUUAUUUUGGGGACGGCGAGUCACUUGGAAGCCUGCAGAGUCGCGCCAUAUGUCAACAUGGGGGCCCUAAGGAUGCCAUUCCAGCAGGUCCAGGCUCAGCUCCAGUUGGAGGGCGUCGCCCACUCCCAUCCCCACCUCCACCCGCACCUGGCGGCGCACGCCCCUUACCUGAUGUUCCCGCCUCCACCCUUCGGACUACCAAUCGCGUCGCUGGCAGACUCGGCCUCGGCGGCUGCGGCGGUGGCGGCCGCCAAGAGCAACAGCAAGAACUCCAGCAUCGCCGACCUCCGACUCAAGGCAGGACUUCUUGGAGGCCAGUGGCUCAACCCUUUCCAGUCUCACAUCACAACCCCAGGACCGUACAAACAUCUCUGGAUGUCUGUCUGAACAAACCUGCAUUUAAGAGAAGACUUUUUUCUUUUUUUUUUUUUUAACAAAAAAUCAAAGUGAAACAGAAAAAAAAAAAAAAACUGGGGGCAAAGAGAAACAAAAUGAAAAGAAUGAAACAAGCGCGGGGGGGGCAACAGAGCUUGAGCUUUUGAGCCAGAAAGUGUAUGUAAUGGCAAGACUCGGGAGCGCGGGGAUGCCCUCACGUUACAAAAAACACACACACACACACACACACACAUGCACAGAUAUACACACACACAAACACACACACACAGAAUGGUCUC